Molecule: messenger RNA, 426 nt
Organism: Toxorhynchites rutilus septentrionalis
Lineage: Eukaryota; Metazoa; Arthropoda; Insecta; Diptera; Culicidae
Product: microtubule-associated protein Jupiter-like
Exons: 1
Coding region: 1-426 (141 amino acids)
Source: RefSeq, a predicted model, not a curated record
AUGCAAUCUAACGUCUUUGCCGUUCCGGAAGCACAGCGAACUGAAAAUGGUGACACCCCACGCCGUACUAUCCAGCGCCAGGAUUCGCACAACCGUCUGUUUGGCGACGAAGAUCGCCCUUCCACUCCACACAUGAUGGGCAACCAGCCGAUCGGUGCCACCAAAGUUAACGGCCGCAGCAACGGACAGAAGUCAUCAUCAUCGUCCCAAUCUACGAUGCCCCGCUCUCCCCGAUUUGCUCAGCGGAACCCGGUUACCGGCCAUGGAAUCGAGGACUACGCAGACAAGCCGCGGAAGCCGAGCUCUAGGGGUGGAUGUAUAGAGUCUGGUAAUCCGGUGACCGGCGAAGGAUACAAAUCUGGCGAUGCAGCGGAAAUCAACACAAACCGCAUCCCACCCGGAGGCUUCUCAUCGGGGCUCUGGUAA